AUGGACAUGUUCUCGAUAGCAGCUGCCGUUCUGUGUCUGUGGAUAGGUGCUGGGGUCGUGGUGUGCGGUGCCCCUUGUGAGCCGGUCAAUAUCCCAAUGUGCAAGAAUAUGCCUUGGAACAUAACCAGAAUGCCCAAUCACCUUCACCACAGCACGCAAGAGAAUGCAAUACUCGCGAUCGAGCAAUAUGAAGAGCUGGUGGACAUCAACUGUAGCCCUGUAUUGCGUUUUUUCUUAUGUGCAAUGUACGCUCCAAUCUGCACCCUCGAAUUCCUCCACGACCCAAUCAAACCUUGCAAGUCGGUUUGUAAGAGAGCUAGAGACGGCUGCGAACCCAUCAUGAGGCGCUAUAACCACAGCUGGCCGGAAAGCCUGGCGUGCGAUGACUUACCUGUGUAUGAUCGAGGGGUCUGCAUCUCUCCAGAAGCCAUCGUUACUGAUUUACCCGAAGAUACGAAGUGGGUUGAUUUUUCAAGUGAUGUUGUGCUAGAAAAACCACAACCAUCAGAUUGCAAAAGCUGGAAUUCCGAUCGCUGCAGGUGCCGUAAAAUAAAACCAACGCUUACAACAUACAUUGAAAAGAAGUACGACUAUGUUAUUCAUGCAAAAGUUAAAGGUACAAGCCGGACUGGCUGCCAGGAGAUAACCACAGUUGUGGAAGUGAGGGAAGCUUUCAAGUCUUCCAACCCGAUCCCACGAGCACACGUUCCUUUAAUCACCAAUUCCUCGUGCUCGUGCCCGCAACUCCUACCUAAUCAAGAGGUGAUUAUCAUGUGCUAUGAGUGGCGCUCAAGGCUGAUGCUGCUCGAGGGGUGUCUUGUGGAAAGAUGGAAAGACCAACUGGUGAAGAGAUACAAGCGCUGGGAGCAACGCCUGCAAGAACACCAGCAGAGGAGCCCCAGACUGAGCCCCAAGGGUUCCAGUGUGACCACAGGGAGCUCCAGGAAAACCACUAGAAGCAAGAACGCGCAGAGGGACGGCCGACAAAGGAAAGCUUAACCGUUCCCUCCCUCCCUUUCUAACUUCCUCCCUCCCAUUUCCCUCUCCUCUGCCCUUGGAGUUUUUUUGCCUGGUGAGCCGGCAUCUGACAUCACAGCCAGCCACCACGUAGUUUUCCGAUCCUAUGUUAGCUCUUCCACAGGUAGUCCGUUGGGAAUCCUUGGAAGAUACCACAGAGCACAGCCCCUGGCAACAGGUUUGCACUACAUUUGUAUCUUGUGUGUCCCCAGUGUUACCAGGAAGACAAUGUCCAGUCUCCCUCAUCCCCCUCCGAUCCCCAUUGCAUCUGGUUAUGCUACAAAUGUACGCUGUGUGUGCCGUGAAUUAAGCCAUUUAGUGCAUUUUGUCAUUUAUUUUUAUAUUGUUUGUAUGGAUACAGAAUUUUCAUCUCCGCGACAACUGUGUUGUAUACUUCAGACUGGCUUCUGUUGUUUUUCGGCAUGUAUGAAAACAAAAUCAUCUGAAAGAUGGUUAAGUUUGACCCUUAGGAAAUUGUGGUUUUGCAAAAGAGAGAAUGACAAACAUUGAAAUACCCUGACGAGAGCUUUGAAAUUCAAGACUUUGUAUUAAUGAAACGGAUAUCAAGAACUUAGCUUUGGAUCUAUUGCAACGAUGUGAAAGUAGAUCAAUAUUAUCGCUUGCUAAUAUUAUCUCCAGUGAGUGCAAAUACUAUGUUGACAUGCACCUACAAUUCAAAUUGCAAUGAGGAUGGUAGACCGCUGCAUAUCCAUUCUUUUUGGGGGGUUACUCUAGUGUAUAAAUUAGAUUACAGAGAAAAAAUUGGAAUUGGAAAUGUAAAAAUGUGGAAAUUUGUGCAGUUGAGAAAACUCGAGGAAAGCAUACUUGAUUUACCCAGCAACAAUGUAUCCAGAAUGUAGAAAUAAUAAGAUGUAUAAUAAUAUUUUUCAUCAUUUUAGUUUUUCAAAGAUAUGGACACUAUGCAUUUUGUUAAUACUGAAUAAAAAAGAAAGAUUGUGGUCACAGGUGUCCAGCUCCAUCAGAACAUUAUUUUUCCAUUGCAGUUUGAAUUAAUGUGGUGUGCAAUAAUGAAUUUGCAAAUAAUAAAUUAUGAAUGAAUGCUUUAGCUCCAACCCCAUGCAAAGUCAACUACAUUUGUUGGAACAGGGCCGAAAUCUUCUUAUGUUACUGUAACAACGGCUUACUGUCCUGCAUCCUAAAUUAAGUACAGGUAUGACAUUUGGCCAAAGUACAUUCUAUGUAUUUUCCUGGCCAUCUCACUUUCUCUUGCUAAACAUUGUGUACUCAUGUAAUGGUUUUAUAUCUGUACUAUUUUAACUGUGCACCAUACAAAAUGCCUAUUACUAUUGUUCAAUAACCGGGUUAAGCCAUUUUGUUUUCCUGCUGCUAUGUUGUAAAUGAAGUUGGUUGCAGUCAUAUUUUCACUUGUGAGAAUUGAGCAUGCUGUGGAUAGUUUGACAUUGUGUAUACUAGCCUGUGUAGCCCCAGUGACAAAACGUUGUGAAUAGUGUCCAUAUUCUCCACACAAAUACUUUCAACAGGCAGCCCUGAACUGGUGUUGACACUACUUUCAGAGGAGGUGAUAUGCUAAUGGUAAUGCUAACCUUUCUUUGCAUUUUGAAUGCAGGACCCAGCCUCACACAAGAUAGGCUCGCCGAGCGAGUAUCUUAGACGUUUAUUAUUUCUGUGAG
Molecule: messenger RNA, 2669 nt
Organism: Conger conger (European conger)
Lineage: Eukaryota; Metazoa; Chordata; Actinopteri; Anguilliformes; Congridae
Product: secreted frizzled-related protein 4-like
Exons: 6
Coding region: 1-999 (332 amino acids)
Biological process (GO): canonical Wnt signaling pathway; non-canonical Wnt signaling pathway
Cellular component (GO): cytoplasm
Molecular function (GO): Wnt-protein binding
Source: RefSeq, a predicted model, not a curated record